Molecule: messenger RNA, 2658 nt
Organism: Mus musculus (house mouse)
Lineage: Eukaryota; Metazoa; Chordata; Mammalia; Rodentia; Muridae
Gene: Il33
Product: interleukin 33
Exons: 9
Coding region: 181-981 (266 amino acids)
Biological process (GO): positive regulation of macrophage activation; negative regulation of inflammatory response to wounding; negative regulation of transcription by RNA polymerase II
Cellular component (GO): cytoplasm; transport vesicle; chromosome
Molecular function (GO): cytokine activity
Source: RefSeq, marked validated
AAGAGGAACUGCAGCUGCAGAAGGGAGAAAUCACGGCAGAAUCAUCGAGAAAAGGCGGUUUUAGAAGAAAACUGAUCUUGCCUGCUGGCCAUUGUUCUGGAGACUACAGCGCAAACUAACCUCAAAUCGGAGAUCCUCUGGCUCCAUCUCCCAAGUACUGGGAUUACUGAAACCUGAAAAAUGAGACCUAGAAUGAAGUAUUCCAACUCCAAGAUUUCCCCGGCAAAGUUCAGCAGCACCGCAGGCGAAGCCCUGGUCCCGCCUUGCAAAAUAAGAAGAUCCCAACAGAAGACCAAAGAAUUCUGCCAUGUCUACUGCAUGAGACUCCGUUCUGGCCUCACCAUAAGAAAGGAGACUAGUUAUUUUAGGAAAGAACCCACGAAAAGAUAUUCACUAAAAUCGGGUACCAAGCAUGAAGAGAACUUCUCUGCCUAUCCACGGGAUUCUAGGAAGAGAUCCUUGCUUGGCAGUAUCCAAGCAUUUGCUGCGUCUGUUGACACAUUGAGCAUCCAAGGAACUUCACUUUUAACACAGUCUCCUGCCUCCCUGAGUACAUACAAUGACCAAUCUGUUAGUUUUGUUUUGGAGAAUGGAUGUUAUGUGAUCAAUGUUGACGACUCUGGAAAAGACCAAGAGCAAGACCAGGUGCUACUACGCUACUAUGAGUCUCCCUGUCCUGCAAGUCAAUCAGGCGACGGUGUGGAUGGGAAGAAGCUGAUGGUGAACAUGAGUCCCAUCAAAGACACAGACAUCUGGCUGCAUGCCAACGACAAGGACUACUCCGUGGAGCUUCAAAGGGGUGACGUCUCGCCUCCGGAACAGGCCUUCUUCGUCCUUCACAAAAAGUCCUCGGACUUUGUUUCAUUUGAAUGCAAGAAUCUUCCUGGCACUUACAUAGGAGUAAAAGAUAACCAGCUGGCUCUAGUGGAGGAGAAAGAUGAGAGCUGCAACAAUAUUAUGUUUAAGCUCUCGAAAAUCUAAUGCAGUAAAACGCCUGUGCGUUCUGGGUUGAAUGACUUAAUGCUUCCAACUGAAGAAAGGGUAACAGAGAGAAAGAAAGCCAUUCUUGGCUUACGAUGUUGUGGAAUGUUAUUAUGUAGAAAACUUCUUUUAUUUCCUUUUCUUCAGCUACAUGUUCAAUAGACUCACAGAUAUAUGACUUACGGCGUUGGUAAAGAAACUGAAGGAGAUUCAGCCUUGCUCUUUCCUUUUCUCUGCCUUGAGUCCUGUAUGAAAUCACACUCACGGACUUCAGAAGAGCAGGCACCACAGUGCAUGGUUUGCUUUAGAGAGGGUCCAUUUCAAAAACCUUCAUAAAAACAAUGCAAAACAAGAAAACAACCGAACAAAAAAACCACCUAUUUCCUGGUUCUAAACAAAUGAUUGUAAUACUAGAGCAGUUAGUGGGAGGACCAGCUAGGGGGAGGAUCACCUAGGGGAGGACCAGCUAGGGGGAGGACCAGCUGCUGCAAAGACUGACUGUUUCUCACUUAUAAUAAAAUGCCAAAUGCCUCCGCAGAUGCCCCAGGCAACCCUCAGAUCAGCCCUUUCUGUGAAGAGUGGCGUUACCUGUGCUUGUUUCCUUCUUAAACUUCCAAUUUUUCUCUUUUAACACAUUUAACAUUUAACUUUAAGCAAGCCAGCUUACAUUAGGAAGUGAAAGACAUUUUAGUUCCCACCCGUGAUUGAAAUCAUUGACUAUAUCUAACAAGCUUAAAGUCUCCUGUAAGAACUGAUCAGGAUAUACACUAGGACAUGCCAAUAGAAUGGGAUCUCAUGGUGCAGUCUGAAGCCCUCCAACUGGAGAGACGCUAACAUCAUCCUUCUCGCUGAUUUCCAAGGAGCUAUGACUUUGGAUGCAUGCAUCUGCUUGGAUGAGAUGUCUCGGCUGCUUGCUUUCCUUAUGCACACGUUCUGUUCAGCUUCACAGCAGCAAUGCUCACGGUGGAAUAGCUUAGCUUAGCUUCUGCCCCUUCUUUGGUUCUUUUGACCACCAUAUCCGUAACGGCUCUCCUACUCCCUCAGCUUUCUUUCUCUUUGCUCUGACGUCUAUAUGCCAACACACUUAUUCCACUGUCUUUACCCUGCACUGCAGAAUUUUACAUCUACCUACUGGUUACCAGGUUGUCCCCUGAACAACCUUCCUUUGUGUUUUACUGUUAUUAAAGUAGUAAUAUUUGUAUUCAACCAUGUAGUAAUAUUUUAAGCCACUAAAGGAAUAGUUUUACUUAUUUAGACAACAGCAAUUUCUACUACAUUUUUAUAAGCUUAAAACUUACAUGUUUUAAAACUUAAAACGAUAAAGACAAUAACAACAUUGAUGGAGUAUGAUAUGACAGUUCAGAAAGGGUUAGCUCUUAUCUUCCAGUCGAGGAAACCUAUUGUAUACAAUAGCUGGAGGAAUGUAUGAUCAAAGAGGCCGGGAACCGCCGUGUAGGAUCGUACGGCUGUAACAGGUAUAAUUGUUUCAUUAAUUUGUCACAGUCUUACUGUAGAGGAAUGUAAAGGCGGAAUCUGCGUCAUUCCUCUGGAAACCACAGUGUUGACUCUGUGAAUCUGUACGAUAUCUUUAAAGUAGUAACUACGUAGUCAAAUGUGUUCUUGACGUUGUUCAUAACUUUGAAUAAACCAUUUUUCAAAACCACGUGUGACCACAAA